GGCUCCCGCUGACGCUGCGUGUUUGGUUGUUGUCUAAUAUCGAGGUCCGUCAGCGCGUCACGUGCGCAUUGUUCCGUGCUAGUCUUGUCGGAUGACUGAUCAUGAAGGCGUCGGAGCUGACUCAGUGUGCUCGGACCGUGGAGAGGCUGGCUGCAGCGGGAGAGCUCGGGGACGUGUUGACCCUGCUGGGUGACCUGCAGAGGGCCAGCGUCAGCCAGGAGCUGCUGGAGGAGACAGACGUUGUUCAGGUUCUGUACAGGGUCCUGAGGAGCUGCCGCGACGGCGCCGUGAGGCGGACGGUGAAGACUUUGUUGUCCAGGUGGAAGAGACAGUUCAGCAGAGGACGUCCUACUGCGACAUCCUCUCAACACGAGAAGCGUGGUCCUGGAGAACAGGCGGCGGACGCUGACCUGACCGCCGUCAGGUCGAAGUGUGUGCAGCUCCUGCUGGCUGCCCUGGCAGCAGACUCUCUGGACCAGACGCAGGCGGCUCAGCUGGCGGCACAGAUCGAGCUUCACAUCCACAGCAGGCACGCGACCGACCCGCUCAAGUACAAGGCCUGUGUGAGGAGCAAAGUGGCCAACCUUCGGAACACCAGGAACCACCACCUGCGACGCGGCCUGCUAGCGGCCACCAUCUCUCCUGAAGCCUUUGCCCGGAUGACGGCGGAGGAAAUGGCUUCUCCUGAGCUCCGGCAGCUCCGAAAGGAGUUCAGCUCUCAGGGCUUGAACGAGCGGCAGCUUCCCGCAGCUCCGGAGGGCGUCCAGACCCAGAAGGUGCGGUGUAAAGGAUGCAGCGGCACGGACUGCAGGGUGAGCCAGGUAUCCCGGGGAGCGCUCUUCCUGCCGUCGUGGGUGCGUCCGGAUGAUGAGGCCAUGACCUUUGUGACCUGCAGUGGCUGUGGACAGCAGUGGUACCACAGCAGCUGGGUCUGCCUCUGACCUUGACCAUGACUGUCAGACAGCCAGCAAGUGGCAAGCGCUUCUGAGAUCCGGUGGUGCGGUGGGUUCACACUGGCUGGUGUUCUGUCACGGUUGUCUGAGGCUUCAGCUCAGGCGACAGCUCGGUCUUUCAGGGUCAAGCGCCAAAAAUUUGUUCUGUUGACUACUGUUCUAAUGGUCAAGAAGAGGGUUGUGACAUUAGGUUGACAGAAUUUAUUAAAGUAUUAUCCACAGCCUGAGUGUCUGUUUACUGUUUUAUAAAAUGUUUUAUUGAUGAGAUAUGUAACAGAGAUUUGUUCCCUCCUACUCAGUGGUUAUUCAUGUUUUUAAUCCC
Messenger RNA from Synchiropus splendidus (mandarinfish), 1275 nucleotides. Its product is annotated as transcription elongation factor A N-terminal and central domain-containing protein. Gene Ontology annotation, cellular component: nucleus. Gene Ontology annotation, biological process: DNA-templated transcription. The transcript has a single exon. Bases 102 to 941 code for a protein of 279 amino acids. The record is from RefSeq and is a predicted model, not a curated record. NCBI's taxonomy places the organism in Eukaryota, Metazoa, Chordata, Actinopteri, Syngnathiformes, Callionymidae.